Dreissena polymorpha is the source of this 2655-nucleotide messenger RNA. RefSeq names its product eukaryotic translation initiation factor 3 subunit B-like. Lineage: Eukaryota; Metazoa; Mollusca; Bivalvia; Myida; Dreissenidae. The record is from RefSeq and is a predicted model, not a curated record. The coding region runs from base 40 to 2181 and encodes 713 amino acids. Gene Ontology annotation, molecular function: RNA binding; translation initiation factor binding; translation initiation factor activity. The transcript has 18 exons. Gene Ontology annotation, cellular component: eukaryotic translation initiation factor 3 complex. Gene Ontology annotation, biological process: translational initiation.
UAAAAUUCCAUACACCGCCGGGUCCACGAGGUUUGUAAGAUGGCGGCUGAGAAGGGGGACCGUGAAGUGAGGAAACAAAAACGGUCAGAGUCAGCUGUAGACAAUCAAUCAGACAUGAAAUAUGAAGAUGAACCGGAGUUUAGCGAUCCAGAAGAUUAUGUUGAUGAUGUAUCUGAUGAAGAUCUGCUUGGUGAUUUACUGAAGACUAAACCUAAGGACACUGACAGCAUCGACAAUGUGAUCAUUGUUGACAAUAUCCCUGUUGUUGGAAGUGAAAAGUUGACAAAACUUCAGGUUGUCGUAAAAAAGAUAUAUGAAAAGUUUGGAAAGAUUGUCAAUGACUUCUACCCAUUGGGCGAAGACGAAAAGACAAAGGGGUACAUGUUUAUCGAAUACUCCAACCCAAACAGUGCUGCUGAAGCUGUGAAAGCCACAAACGGUUACAAGUUGGAUAAAGCACAUACAUUUGCUGUCAACCUGUUUUCAGAUUAUGAUAAAUAUGAGCAUGUGUCUGAUGAAUGGGAGCCCCCUCAGCCUAAGCCUUACAAGGACCUGGGCAAUCUGAGGUAUUGGCUGCAAGAUCCGGACUGCUAUGAUCACUAUAGUGUGAUCUAUGAGGGUGGAGAGAAGACUGCGAUCUAUCAGAACACUGUGCACCUUGGGGCUGUCAGGGACCCCACUGUUGUGGAGGAGAGAGCUAGAUGGACAGAGACGUAUGUGCGCUGGUCUCCACAGGGAACCUACUUAGCCACCCUGCAUCAGAAAGGUAUAGCACUGUGGGGUGGACCAAAGUUUGACCAGAUUAUGAGGUUCAGCCACCCUGGAGUUCAGCUGAUAGAUUUCUCACCUUGUGAAAGGUUCUUGAUAACGUUCAGCCCCAUGCCUGUGAAGUCCGAAGAGCCUCAGAGCAUUGUGAUCUUCGACAUCCGCACUGGCCAGAGGAAGAGAGGCUUCAACUGCGAGCCACAUGCUCAGUCCACUUGGCCCAUUUUCAAAUGGAGCCAUGACGGGAAGUUCUUUGCCCGACUCUCGACUGACACCCUGAGUGUGUACGAGACAGCUAACUUCCGGCUCAUUGACAAUAAGAGCUUGAAGAUUGAUGGUAUAAGGGAUUUCUCAUGGAGUCCCUCUGAUAACUACCUGGCCUUCUGGGUGCCUGAGCAGAACGACAUCCCCGCACGUGUCACCAUCAUCUCUAUGCCUGCAAGAGUUGAACUCUGCAUCCGUAACCUCUUCAAUGUGGCUGACUGCCGCAUGCACUGGCAGAAGAACGGAGACUUCCUGGGAGUUAAAGUCGACAGGUACUCCAAGGCAAAGAAAAUGGAAGACACUGGACAGCAGAAAUACAGCGGCAUCUACUACAAUUUUGAGCUGUUCAGGAUAAGAGAAAAGCAAAUUCCUGUGGAUAAAGUGGAGUGUAAAGACAAUGUGCUUGCGUUUGCCUGGGAGCCUACUGGCAACAAGUUUGCAUACAUCCAUGGAGAGAGUCCCCGUAUAUCGGUGUCCAUUCAAUGCCUGCGACCCAAUGGCAAAGUGGACUGCCUUAAGGUGUUUGAGCGACGGACGGCCAACCAUUUGUUCUGGAGUCCUACAGGGCAGUUUAUUGUACUUGCCGGACUUAGAAAUAUGAAUGGUGUGCUGGAGUUCAUUGAUACGACGGACAUGACUGUCAUGGCUCAGACUGAGCACUUCAUGGCUACAGAUGUGGAGUGGGAUCCUACAGGCCGAUAUGUCAUUACGGGUGUCAGCUGGUGGGGUCACAAGGUUGACAACGGUUACUGGCUGUGGUCUUUCCAAGGUCGACUCCUGCAUAAGCAGCAGUUGGACAGGUUCUGUCAGAUGCUAUGGAGACCAAGGCCUCCUACUCUCCUCCCUGGGGAGGAAAUCAAGGAAAUCAAGAAGAAUCUGAAGAAGUAUUCCCAGCGAUUCGAGGCCCAGGACAGACUGAGGCAGUCAACUGUGUCCACGGAGAUGCUAGAGAAGCGCCGCCAGCUGAUGAUGGCCUAUGAGAGCUACAGGCAGCAUGCUGAGGGAGAGUUCUUCGCUACCAAGCAGCAGAGGAUUGACCUGCGCAAUGGUGUGGACACUGAUGAGAUGGAGAAUCUUGGAGACGAGGAGUACGAUGAGGAGGUGGUGGAGUUCCUGCUAAAAGUGGAAGAAAUCAUACUCGACGAGGAGUAGACAACUCCUGUAAACGACACAAUCCAGGGGAUAGAACUCCACGUUCAAGAGUUGCCUCCCCUGGUUUAUAUUGAUAGUGCUCUUUGUUGAGAAAUUGGGAAAAAUAAUAAUACAUUUUUGCAAAUAAACUUCCAGCAGCCAUCUUGAAUUUUAGGGAAUAGUGUGAAAUUUGAAUUGCAUUUAAUACUAUAUAUUAAUAAUUGUGUAUAUUAUUUAAGGUUUUGCUUAUUGGGUGUUAGCCAUUUUUGUCAAACAGUGUUUUUCAUUUAAAGUGUUUGCGUGUGAAAGACUCAAAUAUGAUCCAGACUGAAUACUUGUGCUUGAUAUUAGGUUUGAUUGCUUAUGUAGCACCACCAAAAUGCAGAUAUAUUCACCAUUUUUCAGGACUUUUUCCCUUUCCUUUUAGAUUGAAUGUUAGCUCUCUGUUUAUCAGUUUAAUUUAUUCUAGAACUAAAAUAAAAUCUUUCUUGAGAA